ACGUGAGUGAUUAGCACUGCCCAUUGAUAACGUCACAUAAAUCGCCUGAACCUGCUUCGGCUUUCCGAUCUGUUUGGAUUCCGUUUUCUUGCGGGCGUAAUUUGUGGAAGUGGCUUCAAUAGCAACAUUAGUGAUGUCGUAAAAGUGUGUCCAGAAGAGGAUGAUGAAGCGCUGCUAAUAUAGUACUCUAGCAGCUGUUCUUCCCCAAGACCGAGAGAUAGUUGCAUCCUGAGAUCACGCGCUUCAUACAAUCCCCAAUAAUCAUCGGACGACUGCAGACAGAGGCGCUUCCUCCCGAUAUCACUUCAUUAUAGUUGGGGAGUACGAUAACGAUAAGCGUUAUCAUCUGUCCCUCCUUUGCUUUCGUCGGACCGAAUGCUAAAAAGUAGCAAUCUCUAUCUAUAUCAGCAGGCAGACAUCUGCAGAACCCGCCCGAGGAGAGAGAGUGUGAGAUGAAGCAGCAGUGAUUGUGUCUGAUGCUGCAUAGAAGUGAUUUGCAAUCCGUCUGCCGCCGCCAAUAAGCGAAAAGUGCCGCGCGAGGGAAGAAGGCAAGUGAAGGUCGUUCGGAAGUGAAGUCCACUGCGACGAAAUAUAGGAAGAAUCCGCCUCGGGGGGCUUUCCAACUAAACAGCUGCUGGAAUCCGAUUCCGGAGAGAGAUGUGGAUCAUCACAAGUGCGGUUCAUUUCCGUGGUUUAGUUGUUCGUUGAUUCGGUUUAAUUUGUUCUCUUAUCAGUUUCAUUGACUCUUUAGAAAAUAGUUUGUUUUCGGUUUCGGCGAUCUUCCGAUCAAUAUUGUUUGUGUAAAAUUAAUUAGUUUCGUCAUCGGUUUUAGUUGUAUUGCAUAUACAGUAUAGCUAGUUUGUUCGUGUUUCAUGUUGGUUUGAUUUGUGUUACGUUUGGAAAGAUCGCUAUACAAGUACUUUAAACCAUGCGGGUCGUGGCACUUGUGAGCGGUGGCAAGGACAGCACCUACAACAUGAUGCAGGUCACUGCCGAGGGGCACCAGGUGAUCGCCCUGGCGAACCUGCAUCCGAAAGACAAAGAUGAGCUCGACAGCUACAUGUACCAGACGGUGGGCCACCAGGGCAUCGAGAAGCUGGCCCAGGCCAUGGAACUGCCUCUGUAUCGGCGGAUAACGCGGGGGAACUCGAUCAAUACCAAGGGCAACUACGAGCCGACCGAGGACGACGAGGUGGAGGACCUGUACGAGCUACUGCGGCAAGUUAAGGAGGAACGGAACGUGGAAGCGGUCGCGGUCGGGGCCAUCCUGUCCGAUUACCAGCGGGUGCGAGUGGAAAAUGUUUGCAACCGUCUCCAGUUGAUCUCGCUGGCCUACCUAUGGCGAAGGGAUCAAACCGAACUGCUGCAAGAGAUGAUCGACUGCCAGGUGUACGCGAUCAUCAUCAAAGUGGCCGCCCUGGGGCUCAUCCCCGACAGACACCUAGGCAAAUCGCUCAAAGAAAUGCAACCACAUCUGCUCAACAUGAAGGACAAAUACGGGUUGAACGUUUGCGGCGAGGGUGGCGAGUACGAGACCUUCACACUGGACUGUCCCCUGUUCAAAAGCCGCAUCGUUGUGGACGACGUUCAGACGGUGAUAAGUUCGGCCGAUCCGGUCUGUCCGGUUGGGUAUCUGAACUUCACAAAACUUCGACUGGUGCCAAAGGAACGGACUGAAACGGUUGUAGUGAAGAACUCGCUUGACUUCAUUGCUGAUCUCAAUGAAAGUAGCUACAGUGACUUGAGCGAUCCGGACCUAAGCGAAACGGAGCUGGAGUUGAUCGAGAAGGUGACCAAUGCCAAGGUGGCAACGAUGCGCAAUUCCUUCAGCAAAGACGAUCUGAACAGUGCCACGGCGGUGGAUGGACAGACCGGAGUGUCUCGCAGCAAUAGCAUUACCAAAGAUUUCACCACGGAAGUGAUUCAGCUGCCGCGAUCACCGGUUAAGAUCAUUACCAAGCGGCUCAGCAUAGAUGGGAGCAGUGGGGGCGGGGGCGGAGGAGAUCCCGGCCAGGGUGCCAAGCUGGUGUACAAACGGGAACACGAAGCGCUGACGAAUCAACCGCGGGCGAUCGUCAACUCCAAGGGAUGGAUGUGGGUGGCGGGGGUCCAAGGGAUAGCUGAAACAUCUAGUCAGGCGAUGGAGAUCGCUCUAAAAACUUUGGAAGACCUUAUAACCUCGAAUUCUUUUACACUUCGUCAAAUAUGCUACAUUACCUUGUAUGUGCGGGAUAUGAAUGAAUACUCCUACCUUAAUGCGAUCUACUCGGAGAAAUUCGGCUUCACAAAUCCUCCCACUAGGGUUUGCGUAGAAUGUCCUCUUCCCGAAAAUUGUCACGUCGUACUAGAAGCUGUCGCGUUCAAUUCUGAAAAAUCUAUAUCUGAGCUGGAACAUAAAAGACACACGAUGCAUGUACAAGGUAUCUCGCACUGGGCUCCCGCCAACAUUGGCACGUACAGUCAAUCGACAAAGGUGGGUCACAUAACCUAUAUAUCGGGGCAGAUUGCGCUCGUGCCGGGUAGUAUGACCAUCGUCGAGGGAGGAAUCAAGCAGCAAUGCAAGCUGACGCUACGACACGUUAGUCGGAUAGCUAAAGCUAUGCACGCCCAGGGUCAGCUGCGGGAUGUCGUUCAGGGAAUAUGUUUUGUAACUCAUCCGAGCUACAUCUACGAAGCCCGGCGGCAGUGGGAACGGCGGACGGCGAACGCAAUCAUGGAUUACAUUGUAGUACCGGCAUUACCUCGUGGAGCUCUUGUUGAAUGGCAGGUCUGGGCUCAUACGCACAACGAUAAGUUUGAUUACGAAGAGACUGGCUGUUCUAUAGGAGAUUAUUCGAUUUCGAUAAGGAGACGUUGGAACUAUGAAAACAAUUGUGCAUCUGUAGUGUGCUAUGUUUCUACUGGCCUAGCAACAUCAACGACCAAGCUGGCGGAAUUGAGUGACGACUUUCUGCAGCACCACAAUCAGCUGGCCCAGAGCAUUAGUCGGGAGCAGAUCCACGACACGAUAGCGUACGUACUACGGAAACUGCUCCAAGACUACCCGGUCGGGAAUAGUCCCACGAACGAGUCCGGGUCGUCAUCUUCGGACGAGCAGAACAACCACAACAGUCAUCACCAUCACCCGCACUACUAUCACCAAGUGAGUCACCACAGAACCACGGACGGAGCAGAACCCACAGCCGACAGUGGCAAACCGACCGUUCACCUGCGCAUCUUCUAUCAGGUAUCGGCGAUUGGAUCCGUCCAGUCGCUAGUGGAAGCAAUCGAAAGUUUUCUCAGCUUACCGUCCAACACGGUCCGGAUCGCGUACACCGUCGUUCCGGCGUGCCAUUUGCAAAAUUUUAGCACCUUUAUAUCGAUCUGUGGCCUGCGGCAUCACGAAUAAAUUCAGAGGAAGCUUACAAGGUUUGUUCUGUCAUCGACCAGCGCUUCUUUGCUAUCACAUUUUUUACACAAAUACGACGUUUUCCAAUUUUACGUGUUACUCAAAGCUAAAGUUUAAGCAGAAUCAGUUGUAAGAAAUCCUUAAUCGAAACCGUGAAAAAAAAUUUAAAAUAACAAGCGGAGGUAUUCCCUGAUGCUGUUGCAAAGUACGAAACUGAAGGGAGUGAAUCAAACAGUUGAAAACAAAUUUAUAUGCAAGUUCUAGCGGCAUGUCAGCAUGAGAAAAUAUUUACGAAGAAGGAACCUAAGCGAAGACGGAUUGUUCAUAGAAUGCUACUCUUAAUCAAAGUCAGCUAAAAGUAUAUAUAAUAUAUUGAAUGUUAAUAAAGAAAAGUAAUUUGAUGAACCAAUGCAAGAA
This is a messenger RNA of Aedes aegypti (yellow fever mosquito), 3805 nucleotides long. RefSeq lists its product as uncharacterized. Gene Ontology annotation, molecular function: diphthine-ammonia ligase activity. Bases 929 to 3388 code for a protein of 819 amino acids. NCBI's taxonomy places the organism in Eukaryota, Metazoa, Arthropoda, Insecta, Diptera, Culicidae. Gene Ontology annotation, biological process: protein histidyl modification to diphthamide. The transcript is spliced from 10 exons. The record is from RefSeq and is a predicted model, not a curated record.